Molecule: messenger RNA, 1530 nt
Organism: Blepharisma stoltei
Lineage: Eukaryota; Ciliophora; Heterotrichea; Heterotrichida; Blepharismidae
Source: the annotation of a GenBank genome assembly
AUGAAAGGAGUUAAAUUAAAACCAAUCUUUUUGCCUAACGAUGACAUCAUGGUCCAGCCUCCAAAUGUUCUUUCUACCAGCAGAGAAAAUGAUAGCAGAGAAGAUAAAAAACGUUAUACUACAAGUACAAUCGAGCAGUUAAAAGAUCUACUCCGCGGACGCAAGCUUCGAAAACUUGAUACCAAGCAGAUAAAAGCUCAAGAAGAGCAAGCCCAAGUCGAGAUCCUUUCAGACUGAAAAAUCCACAGGUCUCCACUUCGAUCUCCUAAAUCUCCAAGAUCCCCUACAAAGCGCUUCACUUUUAAAUUUCAAACUCCUGACCAAACUUCUCAUUCCACACGUAUUGAGCCAAUUCAUUCUUUAUUGAAUCACUCUAGUAAGUUUGAUGAAAUUACCUCAGCCAUUCAGUCAGUUUUGCACUUGGAAAGAAAUAGAAAGCGAGAAGAAGAAAAUGAAAGAAAAAGAUUUCAAGAGGCAAACAAGCUGUUUGAAGAAGCUACACAUGCAGAAAUGGCAAGAAUUAAAAAGGAGAUAGAAAACUCUGUCCUUGCUAUUCAUGAUUGGAAGAAGCAAGUAGAAGAAACAAAGCAAAAGAUUAAGGAUCUAGAAGUUAAAUAUGAAAAUGACGUUGUGGAGUAUCAUCAGCAAGAAGCUGAGGAGUUUUUGUUUAAUAAAGUGAAAGGAGAACCUUUAGGAUCAGAAAAUGAAAGAUUUAUAAGGAAAGAAAAAAUUAGGCAGAAAAAGCAGGCAUUGUAUGUGAAUUUUCAUAAGCAGCAUGAUGACUUGGUAUAUACGCUAGAGAAAAAUCAAAAAAUGCUUGAAAACAGUCAAGAACUGAGGAAAAACUUGAAAAAAGAACUGAAAAAAGCAAAAGCAAGGCUUAUAAAUGUUUAUUGCAGAAUUUUAAAAGAUGGGUCUGAUAUUCGGUCUGAAGGGCUAAGAUGGGUCAUCAAAGCAUUGUGGUCUAUGAAUGAGCCAGUCCCAGUCUCUGCUUUUCCUAAGUUCCUUGAUGACGAAUCAGCUCACUUUUUGUUAUCAAUGGCUCAAAAAGACAUCGAACUAAAAGAAUUCCAAGCAAGACUUGACCGGCUUAAAGAUGAAAUCAAACAAAAGCAGCUAAACGGCUCUUUUACUAGAACCCCAAGAGAUAUUUUAGAAACAGUAAAAUUAAGAAUAAAAAAGCUCAGCACUUCAAGAGAAGGAAAACCAAUACAUUUAAAUAAAAGCAUGAGAGUAAGUGAAAAAGAUACAGAUUUUGCCCCUGAAACUGAAAAUAUUUCGAUUCACAGCGAAAUUACAUGGGUUAGAGAAAAUAUUUCGAGGAUUAUUGAUGUUAUGAAUAAUAUGAUUGAGAAAGAAAUUUUGAGAGUCUCAAGGCAGAUUAAGCCGACUGAAAAUAUCAAGGAGCCUGGGUUGCUGCAUAUUAUUAAGUGUCUUGUAGGAGAUAAGGCCAGAGAGUUUCAAAAACUAACGCAAAGAACAGCUUCGCAAGGAAGAAAUCGUGUUGCGCUUGCUCCAAUAACGAAUUAA